Alternaria burnsii is the source of this 186-nucleotide messenger RNA. RefSeq lists its product as uncharacterized. The transcript has a single exon. The record is from RefSeq and is a predicted model, not a curated record. Bases 1 to 186 code for a protein of 61 amino acids. NCBI's taxonomy places the organism in Eukaryota, Fungi, Ascomycota, Dothideomycetes, Pleosporales, Pleosporaceae.
AUGUUGCAUCACAGCCUUAGCCCUGCACUUUCUCUCUUUAACCUCGACUGUGCAUUGCGUCCACAUCACCCUUUCACCGUUUUGCAGAUGUAUGUACCGCAUAGGUGGUUAGAUUCUCUUCUAUUCACUCGCUAUUAUAGACAUGGGGUGCGCACUAUUUGUACCCCGGAUUCUGGUGAUGGCUAA